This is a messenger RNA of Coregonus clupeaformis (lake whitefish), 4828 nucleotides long. It is a transcript of the gene prss56, whose product is annotated as serine protease 56. Gene Ontology annotation, biological process: proteolysis. The transcript has 14 exons. NCBI's taxonomy places the organism in Eukaryota, Metazoa, Chordata, Actinopteri, Salmoniformes, Salmonidae. Gene Ontology annotation, molecular function: serine-type endopeptidase activity. Bases 218 to 2863 code for a protein of 881 amino acids. The record is from RefSeq and is a predicted model, not a curated record.
GACAUAUGCCCCGCUGCAGCACAGUGUGUGUGGGAGAUUGCAGAGAGACCUGCCACCACAGAGACAAGACUCGAGACAAUAGCUGGGGCUGCUGGACAGAGACCUUUACUACUACUACUACUACUACUAGCCCAGUUCUUCUUCUACGUUUGUGUCUUUUUGUUUUUUGUUGUGAUUUUGUCCCCACCGCUGAGUGGUGAUCUGAUGAUCUGACGGCAUGUUGCUGGUGUCACUGCUGCUGAUGGCGAUGGAUUGCUGCCAUGGAGCUCCGGCCGGGAGAGAGGUGUACAGGAUGCCUCCGAGUGCUCUGAAAGCUCUAUCGGACCGGGGUACUGUGGUUCUGGAGGCGGCGUUGACCAGUGCUCUGUCGGCUCUGGAGCUGGCAACAUCGGAGCGGAGUCAGGCCGAAGCAGGCUGUAGAGACUGUGUACCCUGUCUCUUUCAGGACUGCGGACAGCGCUCCGGAGCCUGCUCCUCUCUGGACGGCGCAUUGGCCGAGCCCAGCUGUGACGUCAUUACCAAGGCCCAGAAGGUUCCGGAGGAGGGCGAGCGGAGCUGGGCGCUGAGCCAGGCGUGCGGGUACUACCGGCGGCGGUGCCCGCCAGGCGACAUGGAGAAGGAGGCGUGUGUGAGGAUCAUGGGCGAGAGCUGCAGUGCCCGCGUGCUCCAGUGUAGCCUCCUGAACACCAUGCAGAACCUGGAGCCUGCCACACAGACACGCACACAGGCAGUGUGUGGCCAGAGGCUGUCGGCGGUGCAGAACGUGACCCAGCCCCGCUCCCGUAUUGUGGGGGGUUCCCCAGCCCCCCCUGGCAGCUGGCCCUGGCUGGUCAACCUGCAGCUGGACGGGGGGCUGAUGUGUGGAGGGGUGCUGGUGGACAGCUCCUGGGUGGUGACCGCCGCUCACUGCUUCGCUGGCAGUCGCAGUGAGAGCUACUGGACGGCUGUGGUGGGAGAGUUUGAUAUCACCAAGCCCGACCCUGACGAGCAGGUGCUCAAGGUCAACCGCAUCAUCUCCCAUCCCAAGUUCAACCCCAAGACGUUUAACAACGACAUAGCGCUGGUGGAGCUGACGUCUCCAGUGGUCUUGUCAGACCGUGUGACCCCUGUGUGUCUGCCAUCAGGUCUGGAGCCACCUACUGGCAGCCCCUGUCUGGUGGCCGGCUGGGGCUCCCUCUACGAAGAUGGUCCUUCAGCUGACGUGGUGAUGGAGGCUAAGGUUCCCCUGCUGCCCCAGAGCACCUGUAAGAGCUCCCUGGGCAAGGAGCUGGUCACCAACACCAUGCUGUGUGCCGGAUACCUCUCUGGGGGCGUCGACUCCUGCCAGGGGGAUUCUGGAGGCCCUCUGAUCUACCAGGAUCGUAUGUCAGGUCGCUUCCAGCUGCAUGGCAUCACGUCCUGGGGAGACGGCUGUGGGGAAAAGGGCAAACCUGGGGUCUACACACGGGUCAGCGCCUUCUCCGAUUGGAUACUGGCUGAGAUACAGAAGUCCUUUGGGAGUCGGGAGCCAACUUGUCCUGAGCUGCUGAAGACGUCGGAGCUGUCGGAGGAGCAGCAGAGGUCGGAGUUUGGCUCUCUGUGUCGCUUCUACGCCCAGACCUGCCCCCCCAGCCAGGGGGCCGCCGCCUGCAACCGCCUUGUAGAAGAGAAAUGUCGCAUCCGCUUCAAGAAGUGCCAGUUGCGUUCGUUCCUGCAGACCCUGCUGGACUUGCUCCAGAGAGCAGAGGACUACAUCAGAGACAAGGUAGACCUGACCUUCUUCACCCAGACCCUGCCUCAGCUGGUGGAACAUAUCUACAGUACAGCCUUCACCGCCAAGGAGAGGGAGAAGAGGGGAACAGAACAGGUAUGGGGUGCUGUCCGGUCAGGGUCAGAGGAGACUGGUCCUGGGUUGUUCCAGAAGGUAGGCCCCCUGGUGGCUGACUGGGAGAACUACCUCAGGUGCAUCGCUGUGGAGUUGGACACACAGACACAUGGAGAGACAGACGGACAGACCGACUGCUCCAAAUCCCUGAACCAAGAAGAGAGUCUUUUCCUCCAGGCAGAGGACCCCUCUCUGCAUCAGCUAGAGGGGAAGUACCAGACCAUCAUCUCAGCCUUACGCUCCAAACUGGACUCCAGACCUGCUCCUCCAAUCCUGCACCUGAAUACAGCCCUCCUCCAGGAAAACUCUCCCAACAUUCCUGCAGUUCCCACCGGAGAGUCGCCCACUUCAUUCCCCCCUCAGGGGUCAGAGUCGCUCACAGCCCUCAUCAGUGAACUCCGGAAAUUUGGGACACAGAAUGAAAUGGCGACAGAAGAUGCAGAAAUUAGUGUAACAUCUUUUGAAGAGGACACGUUUUCUGAUCCAACACCAGUCGGUUCAAUGGAGACUUCAGAUUGGCUUAACAAAGCUGUGACUGAACAGACAACCUUACAGCGCCUGUUCCCGUCUCUGUCCGCCAUCGGCAGCACCAUGUCUCCCACAGCAACGACCUCUGACUCCAGACAGACUCUACUUCCUGGUUCUCCCUCCCUCUGGCUGUUCCUCGACCACAGGAGACGCAGGAGUCUCCGCAAGAGGCAGAUACCUGGGGUUAAAGCUUGUCCAGGAGUAGCAGAGUCCACCCAGCAUGUGAGUGGUAUCAGAGACACGUACAAGUGGAUCCUGGGCAUCCCCACCAAGAACCUCCGCAUGAACUUCCAGGAGGUGCUGGUGGACCUGAGCUCUAAGAACGAUCGGGGUCUGUACGAGGCUCGGGUCAGGGCGAUGGUGGGGGGUCAACCUCUGACCUUCUACAGCCUGGUGGGUCUGGAGAACGAGUCCUUCUACCGUAGCAUGCCGCGCAUCAUCGCUCUGGCGCUGGACGCUCUCAAAACGUAAACAAUAUCAACUUCAACAACAACAGAACAAACACACGUCAAAGACUCAGUGACUCAGCGAAGGCGUGGUGUAGUCAGCUUGUGGUGGCAGAGACCAGAGAGGAGGAACGAACCCAGUGUGACCUAGAAACUGGAGACUACUCAUUCAGAUGGGAGGCGAGAGGACAGGCACUGGGCAUUCUAAGAGACCUAAACAUUAGGAAUGUAACAAUUCACCAAUAUGCAUCAGUUCCCGGUUCAAAUGUUUAAGAUGCAAGUGCAUCGGUGGGCGGGAGCCCAAACUGAUCCAAAUUAAGUAUGCAUCGGUCAGAAAACCGAUUUUAAAACGUUGCAAAUCGCCAGUUCACUGUUUUUUACUCAUUGUUUUAUUCAGAAAAAGAAACUCAUAUUGAUGCGUCCUCUUUCAGGUCAGUAGCCUAUCAAACUUUUAUGAUGUAACUGCGUUUGAGUGUGGGAUAGCAGCUGUGCGCACAGUGCUGGAGACAGCUGCUCGCGCCAACGAGAGGUUGUUCUAAUAGGCUAUUCGUACAUCUGCAUUCAGAUGCUUGUAAAAUGGCUUUCACGAUGUCAAAUCAUACGGUUUAUUAGUUGAGUGACAACCAAUAUAAUUUGCCGGGUCAUUGUUACCAAAUGAGCUGUAGAAAGUUGUUUUACUGGAGUUGUGUAGCCUACCGGAAUGGAUGCAAUCAUUCAGAUUUUAUUUAGAUUGUUCAGGUUCACCAUAAGAAAUAGUUUUGGUAGUUUUGCUUUAAACAGUCAGUGUAUUUGGUCAUUUUUACAUGAACAGGGUAAGUUCAUUUAAGGACAGCAAUCAUUUUAGCCAGCUGCGCAUGGUUGCAUUCAUUCAUUGGUCAGAGCGGGAGAAGCUCUCCAUAUAAUUCCAAACGGUCUAAAUCAUUCACUUUUGAGACUGGGUAAAAUACAAAGCUGCAUUAUAUUCAUUGGCUAAAUGCCAUGCUAAUUUCUAAAGAUAAAUAUUGACAUAGUACUAGCUCAAAACAUGUUUAAUCUGCAAAAUGACAAGUUAAUCAGUGGGUGAUGGGGAUGUCAGAUAAAAAGUGGUGGGGGAAAAAGCAUAAAUUGCCCCCACCCCUAAUCUGAUAGUGGGGUGGUAGAUGUUCAGUCUGCCCUAUGGCUCAGCUCCGGUGCCUACACACACCAUUGACACACACACUCACUGAGGGCCACUCAGCUUAGAGAAGUCAUCUCCGACAGAUCCAGCUUAGAGAGGGCCAGCUCCCAUAAGCAGCAGUUAUUCAUUUAAAAUGGAAAAUGAAUGUGUUCAAUGUAACAACAAAAAAGUUCAUCGAAUUGCAUCAAUUCUUUCCCCUAAUCAAUCCAAAUCGCACCGACUCGUUUCAAACUAAAACGUAUCGUUCCUGUAUCGUAUUGGAGCCCAUGUAUCCAUAUGCGUAUCACAUCGUUCAUGAAAGGAGAGAUACACAUCCCUACUAAAACAUAAUACACACAAAUGGACACAAGUGCACGCGCACACACACACACACUCAGUGCGACUCUGCUGGUACACUCUGAAGCAGAGAGACGUUACAAUAUGACAUCAUGUCAACCCACCUGAGAGCCUGACCUCUAUGUACGCACAGCCCUGAAUGUAUUGGACCAUCCUGCCUAGCAACCAUUAAUGGAAAUGGGUUGUUGUUUUACAUGGCUGGCGAGACGCAGCCAUAGAUAUAGAUAGAGAACUCAUUUUUGUAUCUGUGUCGUUAAAAUGGUAGAAGCCCUCAAUGGCGAUGUCCAUGCUAAAACGGGUUGUAUCCAUCUAGAGUCCUCUAUCUAUCUCUAUGGACGCAGCCCAUUCUAACUUAUGAGCCUGUAUAAAUAAAUAAUUUAUUCAAAAUGUCUGUUUUUCUGCAAAAGGUUGAGCCUCUUGUGAAGCAUGCAGACUGUAGGCCCCUACAUUACUGUACAUUGGUAUAUUAUUUUUGUUGCUAUAUUUAUUUGUAUAGAG